Molecule: messenger RNA, 2461 nt
Organism: Nicotiana tabacum (common tobacco)
Lineage: Eukaryota; Viridiplantae; Streptophyta; Magnoliopsida; Solanales; Solanaceae
Source: RefSeq, a predicted model, not a curated record
UCUCUCACACACAAAACACACACACAGUCGUUUUUCUCUCUCUUAUUUCCUUUUAACCAACCUUCUGACAUUCGUCAAACUUCCUUUUUCUCAUUUCAGUCAUUACAAAGAAAGGAUAACAAGGGAGACUUUCUUCUUCUCUCUACAGAAGAUAUAUUGGAGGAAAUUUGCCCUCGCUUUUACACCUUCAACUUCAGUAGUAUCCUCCUCUCCAUUUCGUCCUGUCACCGGUCGUCCGGCGACUUCUCCGAUCAAUUUAAGUUGAGUGAAGGAAAAUGGAUUUGGUGGAAGGAGUAGGGGAGAGUUCGUCACCGCCGAGGAGUUUUGGGAGCUGUGCACUACUGUAUGAUAUAAAGAACGAUGUCUAUAACCGUCUUGUCCAGAGCGGAAAUGCGGAGGCCGUUACUAAUCCGGAGUUGCUUCGUGAGCAGUUGGAUUCUCACUUUGCUCGCUUGCCUGCUAGUUAUGGGUUGGAUAUUAAUAUGGAUAGAGCAGAAGAUGUGUUGUUGCAUCAGAAGAUUCUUGUUAGAGCAAAAGAUCCCGAUAAUCAGCCUGCUUAUCAUGUCCGAUAUUUAGAGAAUUAUUGGACUAGAUCCGACGAUGUAGAGGGUCAGCAUGAGUUCAAUGAUCUUCCGACUCAACAGCCAGGUGGCAGCUUAAAUAAUGAAGGGAUAAGGAAACAUGUGAAUGACUUUGAAACUUGCUCUAAGCUUGAAGACCUAAAUUUGGAAGUUAGACAGAAUUUCAAUGGCAAAGAAGAAAUUCCGGCAGAAGAUUCUAUCAGAAGGCAUGACAUUUCGCAUAUUCCAAUCCAUGAAGUUAUCUUUUCUACCAUUGACAAACCCAAGCUUCUUAGUCAGCUCUCUGCUUUACUUUCUGAUAUAGGGCUUAACAUCCGAGAAGCUCAUGUGUUCUCAACAACUGAUGGGUAUUCAUUAGAUGUAUUUGUGGUGGAUGGAUGGCCUGUUGAGGAUACGGAGGCUUUGCAUAAAGAACUGGGGAAAGCAAUUUCCAGAUUUGAGGGAUCAUGGUCUGGUUCGUCUCAUUCAAAGUCAGCUGUUGAAAAGUAUAUACUCGCACGAUCAAAACCUGAAGAUUGGGAAAUUGAUAGAAGAUUACUGAAGAUUGGGGAAAGAAUUGCUUCAGGAUCUUGCGGCGAUUUGUAUCAUGGGAUGUAUCUUGGUAUGGAUGUUGCUAUCAAGUUCAUUAGAUCUGAGCAUUUGAAUGACACAUUGGAAGAUGAGUUUGCUCAAGAAGUAGCAAUUUUGAGGCAAGUUCAGCACAAAAAUGUUGUUCGUUUCAUUGGUGCAUGCACAGAGUCACCUCAUCUGUGCAUAGUUACAGAAUACAUGUCUGGUGGGAGCUUGUACGACUACUUGCAUAAAAACCAUGUCAUAUUACAACUCUCACAAUUGCUAAGCUUUGCAAUUGAUGUCUGCAAAGGAAUGGGGUACUUGCAUCAAAAUAAUAUUAUUCACAGGGAUCUGAAGACAGCAAAUUUACUUAUGGAUGCGAACAAUGUUGUUAAAGUGGCAGAUUUUGGUGUUGCUCGUUUCCAAAAUAAGGGGGGUGUCAUGACAGCUGAGACUGGAACGUAUAGAUGGAUGGCCCCUGAGGUCAUCAAUCAUCAGCCAUACGAUCAGAAAGCAGAUGUGUUUAGUUUUGCUAUUGUUCUUUGGGAGCUUGUAACAGCAAAGGUUCCAUAUGACACCAUGACCCCACUACAAGCUGCUCUAGGAGUGAGACAGGGCCUCCGACCAGAGCUUCCAGAGAAUGCACACCCGAGGCUGCUAGACUUGAUGCAGAGGUGUUGGGAGGCCAUUCCGAGUGAUAGACCCAGCUUCUCUGAAAUACAAGUUGAACUUGAACUACUCUUGCAGGAAGUUGAGGAUGCGGUAGAGGCUCCAAAUGAGAGAUGAACAUGUGCUACAUGUAUUGGACUAACGACACACUUUAACAGUAACAACAGAGGAUUUUCUUUACCAGGCCAUAUAUACACAGACCUUUAUUUUUUGGGUGAGAUCUAUGUUACAAGCGAAAGACACAGAGAACUGCUGGCCAUUUUUGGAGUUGAUAGCAAAGUGACUCGAUUUUCUGAUAACACGUUACUGCAUCAAAAAUACCACUAACAUCCUUGUAAAAUCUUUUUUUCCCCUUUAAGGAAAAUGUAAUGUCUUUUUUUUUUGAGGGGUGGGGUUUUGGGGGAUGAUAAAGGAGUUUGGGUGAGAAUUUCACAAGUGUACCAGCGUUUUCGAGUUUGGUUCAGAUCAACUUGUUGGGCUGUUACUUUCUGUUCAAUUGAAUGCGCUGUUGUUUCGCCUAAUGAGCAAGUUUGAGGAGAAAGCUCUUGGUUGAUGCUACAUAUAGCCUGAUGUAUCAAUUGGCUUGAGAAUACUCGAAUCACUUUUCACGUGGAUCUGUUUGGCUUGAGAUGUGCUACAUAUGAGAUAAUUUGAAUGUU